Culex pipiens pallens (northern house mosquito) is the source of this 772-nucleotide messenger RNA. RefSeq names its product NADH dehydrogenase [ubiquinone] iron-sulfur protein 4, mitochondrial (gene ND-18). Gene Ontology annotation, biological process: electron transport chain. The record is from RefSeq and is a predicted model, not a curated record. Bases 114 to 671 code for a protein of 185 amino acids. The transcript is spliced from 4 exons. NCBI's taxonomy places the organism in Eukaryota, Metazoa, Arthropoda, Insecta, Diptera, Culicidae.
AUCAUUUGACGUUUUCGUUCCGAUCCGUUCGCGAAAGAGUGCGCGAGCAGUUUUCAGCCAGAUAUCGCUCUCCCUAAAAUCGGAUUUAUUCCGUUCUUUUGCGGCCCCCAACCAUGAGCCUCAUCCUCAGAACUGUGUCCCGCGGGGCAGUGUCCCAGUGGGCACGAGCAUCGUUCUCGACCUCGUCGGUGGCGCUGAAGGAUCCGCGCGCCCACAAGGAGGCACCGUACGUGGACGCCAACCUGAUCAUCGCCGACGAGACGGAACGCCGCGAGAAGGAGAAGGCAUCGCUGACCAUCUCGGUGCCGACCAAGGUUGACCUGAGUCCCAUCAGUGGCAUUCCGACGGAGCAUGUGAAGGAGCGCCGCGUGCGGAUCUUUGUUCCGUCCAAGAAUGCUAUGCAGAGUGGAACCGACAACAUCCAGCACUGGAGCAUUGAGUUCGAUACGCGCGAACGCUGGGAGAACCCGCUGAUGGGGUGGUCCUCGAGCGGCGACCCCCUGUCCAACAUGCGCGUCGACUUCGGGUCGGCCGAGGAGGCCAUCUCGCACUGCGAACGGAACGGCUGGCGGUGGUUCGUGGACCAGCCCCAGGCCGAGAAGAAGGCCCGCGUCAAGAACUACGGCAUCAACUUUGCGUGGAACAAGCGCACCCGCGUCUCUACCAAGUAAGGGGAAUGAUGGUGCGAAAGUGGUUAGCGAAAAAGUGGGAGGAAUAAAUCGUUGUUUGUAACAUACACUGCUUGGUGAUUAAAAAUUAUGAAAAUUGUGAA